AAAUGUGACAAUAAGUGCGCAAUUAAAAUUAAAUGCAAAUUAGGGAGAGUAAUUAAUGUGAAGAGGGAUUGAAUCUGCAGUAUUGGGGGAAUCAUCAGAAGAGAAAAAUGAGAGAAAAGAGUAAAUGCAAGGUAACAAAGAGUAUGUGGAAUUAAUGAAGGGAAAUGGGAGUAAUAAAUAGGAAAAGAUAAAUGUUAUGGGGCACCAGUGACUAACGAGAAGGUGGUAGACAAUACCAGUGCUUAAAUCAUGCCGAACCAAGUCUGUCUGGUGGCAGAAACUGAAGACUAAUUUUAGAUUUCCUAUGUAAUUAAGUACGAUACCUAAAUCUGCAGGUAGACAUUUAUUAACCAAGUCUAUAUAAAAUGUUCAUCCAAAUCAAUCAUGUAACUCAUGUUCCUAUUUAUGUAGUACGAACGUAAUAGCCAGAUCCAAUAACAGAAAUGGAUUCUCAGCUUAACCCUGAUCAACACUACAUCGUCGUGUUCCCCUUCAUGGCUCACGGCCAUCUCAUUCCUUUCUUAGCCUUGGCCAACCAAAUUCACCGAAGGACAGGCUUCACACUCAUCAUCGCUACCACCAAGCUCACCCUCCAUCAUCUCCGGCGAUCUACCUCCAGCGAAGAUGAUCACGAACACUCAAACUCCGGAAUCCAUUUCGUCGAGCUACCCUUCUCCAGUUCCAACCACGGCUUGCCCGACAACACUGGAACCACUGAGAAUUUGUCUCGUGCCCAACUAAUCGACUUCUUACACGCUUCAACAUCUAUGGAAACUCCUUUCCGUAACUUCAUCCGCGAAUGUAUCGGUAAACAUGGACGCCCUCCACUUUGUAUUAUCUCCGACAUGUUUUUUGGGUGGGCCGUCGACGUGGCACGUAGCUACGACACCGUCAAUGUCACUUUCCUUACUUCUGGCGCUUACGGCUCUGCAGCCUUCAUUUCUAUCUGGAACGAACUCCCUCACCGGAAAACAGAGUCUGAAGAAUUCGAGGUCACUGGGUUCCCUAAACGGUGUCGGUUCCACCGUUCUCAGUUACAUUAUUUCUUGAGAGCAGCCGACGGUUCAGAUUCAUGGUCAAAAUUCUUCCAAACCCAGUUGAGGCUUAGUCUCAAAUCGCACGCCCUGUUGUGUAACACCGUCGAAGAAAUCGAACCGCUCGGACUGCAAAUCCUCCGGGAUUACAGUAAACGCCCCGUUUGGUGUGUCUGUCCGCUUCUCCCCAAAGCUCUAAUAAACGACAAGUCGUUUUCACCUUCUUCUCCUUCUUCUUUCAGUUUUUCCAAAGAGAGUAUGUCGGCCGACAAGUUGUUCGAGUGGCUCGAUUCACAAGAACCCAAGUCCGUUCUGUACAUUGCGUUUGGUUCCCAGAAUACGAUCGGAGCAACCCAGAUGAUGGAAUUGGCAAUCGGGCUGGAAAAAAGUGAGAAGCCUUUCGUUUGGGUCAUAAGGCCUCCGGAGGGUUUCGAUUUGAAAGGAGAGUUUAAUCCAGAGUGGUUGCCAGAAGGGUUCGAAGAGCGAGCCAAGGAGAAGAAUCGUGGGUUGUUAGUUCGGAAAUGGGCGCCCCAGUUGGACAUUUUAGGGCAUAAGUCUACAGGUGCGUUUCUGAGUCAUUGUGGGUGGAAUUCGGUGAUGGAGAGCUUGAGCCAGGGGGUCCCGAUCAUUGGGUGGCCAUUGGCGGGGGAACAAAAUUACAAUUCAAAGAUGUUGGUGGAGGAGAUGGGUGUGAGUGUGGAGCUGAGUCGAGGACCUUCGGGAACCAUUGCUGGGGAUGAAGUGAAGAAGGUGAUUGAUUUGGUGAUGGCGAGCGAUGGUCAAGGAGAAGAGUUGAAGAAAAAGGCUAAUGAGAUUAAGUUGCAGAUACGAGAAGCCUUGAAAGAAGAGGGAGAAAGUAAAGGGUCUUCUUCUCUUAAAGCCAUUGAUGCUUUUGUUGCUUCUAUUGUAAAAAAUAGACAAGAAAAUGUCAAGAAUUAAUUUGGAUAUGAAUCAUAUCAUAUGAUAAUUUGAUUAAACAAUGUACUGUUAAUUUUUGCUCGAGAAAUAUAUAGACAGGGAAAUUUGAGUUUGUGUGCUUUA
Messenger RNA from Cannabis sativa, 2075 nucleotides. Its product is annotated as UDP-glycosyltransferase 92A1-like. Bases 444 to 1973 code for a protein of 509 amino acids. Gene Ontology annotation, molecular function: UDP-glycosyltransferase activity. The transcript has a single exon. NCBI's taxonomy places the organism in Eukaryota, Viridiplantae, Streptophyta, Magnoliopsida, Rosales, Cannabaceae. The record is from RefSeq and is a predicted model, not a curated record.